GCACUCUAAAAACAGUCGAGCCGAAGAUGGCGACGUGUGAGCGGCGGCGUCCGCGCGGUGUUUAGGUCGGGAGAGAGUGAGAGAGGGUACCAUGUUGCCGCGGUCGCAGUAUCCGCAGUGUUUCCGUGAUCCGCGUUAGGCUCGGUGCAAAUGUAGGAAUGUCAGAGGCGAAACGGGUACCCCUGCAGACCCUGGAGUUCCCGGAGUCCCUGGGCCACGCGACGAAGAAGGAGAAAAAGGGGAAUAUGGGCAAGCAGCUCGCGCCCUCCUUCCGCUUCACGCUCACCCUGCCCGAGUCGAACGAGAAGACAUGCCCCGAGUUCAACUACGCACAGCUCAUCAAAACGGCCGAGAAAAAACGAAGAAAAGAACAAAAGGAUGGGGAAGAGAAUGCGACCAACGGAUUGGACCCAUUCGAUGAUGAUGACGAGGAUAAGCUUAGAGACAUGGCAAAACGAUUCGAAGCUAAAUAUGGAACAUCUACUAUGGGGAAAAAAAGACACAAAUACGAUGAUUAUGUGGACUUGGGCGCAGGGUAUGACGAAAACGAUUCCUUCAUCGACAAUACUGAUGCUUAUGAUGAAAUCGUACCCGAAGAAAUGACCACAGCCCACGGUGGUUUCUACAUUAAUUGCGGCGCCCUUGAAUUCAGAGCAGCCGAUAGACAUUCAUUAGUUCAUAAUAAUAAUAAUAAUAACAACAACAACAACAACAACAAUAGUGACGAUGAUGAAAGUAGCGAAAGCAGCGAGGAAGAUACCGAAGAUGUAGAUAGCCCUAAAAGAAUAGACAAGCGAAUUAUUAGUUCAUCGGAUGACGAUGAGACAGAGGAUAUUACUAGUGAUAAUCCACGAAAAAGACGGAAAAUUGAAGAAAGCAGUGAUAAGAAAAAUAACCACGAAAAUAAUAAACGAAAAAAAUCAACAAAUCAUCCAACACAAGAUGCGCAACAAAAUUCUCAACAAGAUUUAGAUAUUUUGAGACGGAAGGAGAAGAAUGAGACUACGGAUGCUGAAGGUGGCACAGCUUCGGAAGAUCAAGAGGAGAAGAAAAAGCCUGAUAAAGUAGAAAAAAACAAGAUAAAUGAGAAAAAAUUUGAUAAAAAGUUUGAGAAGAAAUCAUCUAAUAGUAAUGGAUACGAUGCGAAGAAAAUAGAUCUAAAAAGAUUGUGCGGUAAAGACAGCAACAUCGAUGAUGCGAUAGAAAGCGUUGUCAACGCAGCUAGAGGAGUUGAAGAUGAUUCGAGUCGUGAUACAACGGAUUCAGGAAAAUCUCGUGUUUGUCUUUACGUCGAAUCUGACGGAGAAGAGAUGGAGAAUAAAGAAGCGUCUUUGCCCGACAAUCUUCCAGAGGAUAUAAAAGAAAUAGUGAAUAAAUUAAAGGUUCAGGCGGAGAACAGCAAAGAUAGUAAGAGUAAAUUUUUCAAUGGCGCAAUUAACGAAGUAUUGUUUAAUUUAGAGAAGAAACUACGAAUGUUGAAUUUGCCUAGCAUAAGAUUACAAACUUAUGGUCAUCUAGUACGUUUUUUGCCGUGCAGUAAGAUUACUCUUCUCAGUAGGGCCAAGAAACUUUAUUUAAAAGAUGCUGAAUACAGAGUGAAUGAACCAAUGCAAAAAUUAAAAACUCUCAUUGAUAACGUCAUGCCAUCAGUUGUAGAAAAAUACAUGAAGGAGUGUCAGAAAGUUGCUGAUGAAAAUCCUCAAUUAUACUGGGAGAUAUAUCGGUACUGUUGGGGCUUUGAAGGAUCUCCUGCAGAUGCAGAGAGUAGUGACGAAGAAGAUGGGUCUUCUAAAAACACGGAAAAAUCGAAAAUACCACGUAAACGAUUUCCAUGGACUGAUGAAGCCAAGAAACUAGUCCUUGAAAUUGCUAAUGCCAGGAGACAUUAUUUCAAAAUUCUAAGACCAAGAAAGGAGAGUAUGGAAUCGUUUGUUGCUACCUUUAUGGAUACAAAUGUUUUGCCAUUGUGGCCAACUGGUUGUGUACGAUUACAAACUUUGUUAAAAUAUGCUAGUCCUGUUGAACCUGUCAUUAAGAAGAAAUUUAAAAAAUCAAAAGAAGUGACCAACGCAAAUAAUAUUGCCACUACUGGAAAUAUUCAAACUUGCAAUUCUGUUGCAAAGAAUGAUACGGCAAACGCGAAUAAUGUUUCGACUCAAGAAAGCGAGAAGACAAAUGUAUCCAAAAUUCAAAUUAGUGGUGAAAACAAUCCUUCAACAAAUCCUUUAAGUCAAACAACAGCAAAGUCUAACGAUGUCAGUACUGAUAAGAAGCAACAUAGUAGUAAACAUAAAGAUAAGCAUGUAGAGAAUAAUGCGAGCCAGCAACAGGAAAGCGCUAUUGUUGCCGUCAAUAAUUCUACAGUUGGUAAAAUUUCCGUCGUACCUACGGCACAGUUAAUGGCUCAAAAGCCAGCCAAGAGUCACGUUGAGAAAUUUAAUCUCAUGGAUCUAACCAGCAGCUCUCUGUCUAUCACACCGGUUAAUGAUUAUCAUAAAUCAUCGGCAAAGAUAACUGAAACAAAGAAAGAUAUAGUUUCCAUUACAGCGUGUCCGGAACCCGUGAGUCAUUCUAAACCAAACGAAAUUUCUCAAACUGGACAUCAUUCUGUGUAUAGACAAGAUAACUAUUCAUCAGCACAGGUAUUAAAACAUAGAUUCCUGCAAGAGAAUGCUGAUGCUAAAUGCGAUAAGAGAUUAGACGAGAAAGAUGACACGGUCAACAAGACUGAUAAAAAGGACAAGAGAAGAGAGCGAUGUGUGGAGGUAAAGCAUAAAUCGUCACAUGAUCCAAAGAAAAGGAAAAAGGAUCAGAAGGUUAUGGAGAUAGGGCCUAUUACCCAAGAUGUAGUGCCUAUGCCACAGCAAACGACUCUUUCGAAGGAAGAACAGGAACAAAGGCAAAACGAGGAAACGAUCGCUGCGACUAAUUACCUCAGUCAGAUCAUAAAUGAUGAUUCUUCGCCGCGAGGAUUAACGGAUAAACGGAAAGAUGGUUUUAUUACAGAUGAUACUUUAGGAAAUAUAGUACAACCGACAGAACAGGAGAAAGAUGUUCAGAUGGUAAUGAGAUCGUUAAAGGAAUUACAGGAGUUACAAGAAAUGAAAUAUUCGCCUAGUAAUUCGCCGGUCGGUAAUACUACUCAAAAGCCUGGUAAAUCGAACACAUCGUACAUUACUUAUCAGGAGGAUUAUCAACGAUUGUACCUCAAGAAGGAGGAUAAGGUAAGAUCUAAGGAAGAAGCGCAAUGGUAGAAAUGAUAUUAUAUUAAAUCCGUUUAAAGCGUAAAUCACUUAUAUAUGAACAUAUUAUUUUCAUGAGAGAUAAUUAGGCGGAACUCUCGAUAUUUAUAUAAUUUCUUUUUUCUUUUCAUAAACGAAAGCGAAAGCUGACCGAAACUUCUUCCAUUUAUAUGAUGCGUCAUUGCUGACGAAAUAAAAAGUAUGCAACAGUAUAGGUCUAGCUGUUAUAUUGCGUGCGGCGUAAGAAUUUUCAACAAACAAAAAAACCGUCAAAUUA
Messenger RNA from Nylanderia fulva, 3519 nucleotides. The record is from RefSeq and is a predicted model, not a curated record. Lineage: Eukaryota; Metazoa; Arthropoda; Insecta; Hymenoptera; Formicidae.